Messenger RNA from Lolium perenne, 938 nucleotides. RefSeq names its product polyadenylate-binding protein-interacting protein 13-like. Gene Ontology annotation, molecular function: RNA binding. Lineage: Eukaryota; Viridiplantae; Streptophyta; Magnoliopsida; Poales; Poaceae. The record is from RefSeq and is a predicted model, not a curated record.
GCAAGUGAAAUACAUGUAAGGUAACAAGCCAAAGUUUGAAGGUGUCCUUCUUCAAGAAGAUUUGCCUAUGAGAGUCGUUUUUGAAUGCCAAGGAAUCUUAGCAAGGAUUUUCAGAGGAUUCAGUUCAAACAUUUGUGAGUACAUCACAUCGCCUGGUGUAGAGGCAGAGCUAUCAUCCUGGCCUGUCAUGCCGCCGAUGAUAGGCUCACUCGUGAAGUGGUUUCACACAGCGCCACGGUCGCAAGACGACGACAACUGCAAUGUUGAUGUCGGCGACAGGAUGUUCUUUGCGAUCACCAACCAGUGCCCUUCCUGCCUCACGGUAUCAACGAGACCGAAGUCGGAAGAAGAAAAGGAGAGAUCCUCAAGGACUGUUUAUUGCACAAAUAUCCAAAAAACGGUCACUCCAGAUGAGCUAAUUAACUUUUUCCAAAUAUACUUUGGCCAGGUUUCCCACGUAAGGAUUAUGGGCCAUGAGAACCAUGCCACCAAGAUAGCUUUUAUUGAGUUUAUGGAGGCUAGUGGCGCUAUUGCUGCUCUGAGCUCCAGCAGCAUAUAUGUACAAGGCCUUAUAAUAAGGGUCAACCCUUCAAAGACACCAAUCAGGAGGGCGCAUUUACAAUAAGCCACGCCGUGAUAACUAGUCGAUUGGUGCCUUCUGAGUUGGCAUAAGUGAAUGAGGUGUACAUAUUGUCAAGAGGAAGAACGACGGAUGAUGCAUGUGAAUGAUAGUUUAAGACUCUAUUGCCGAUGUCGUAAUUUUCAUAGACUGAUAAACCUAGAGAGCUAAUAUCAAACAAUUAAAACUUUCUUUAGUUGAUCUAUAUAUUGUUUCGCUGGUUGUCUUUUGUUAUGCUAAGAGCAUCUCCACCAGACCCCAUAUAUUGUUUUGAUGGCUGUCUUUUGCUAUGUACAAUGUAUGCCCAAUACGGUUCUCA